AUGAUUACAACACCUUUGAAACAUCCAGGAGUUCACUUGUCUUCAGAGGCAUCUCAAAGGAGAAAUAUACCCAUGCAUGCAAUCUUUUUUGACAGCAUUCCUCCAGGCACACUUACUCCUGUAAAAGAUUUGGUGAAAUAUCAGAACUCUUCUUUAAAAUUAAGAGACUGCAAAAAAAAUCAGUUCAUAGAAAUGACAACUUUUAAUGAUAAUAAAGUAUUUCAAUCUACUGUGCUAGCAGAGGCUAGCAUUUCUAACAGUUCUCUUGAUAUCAGUGUUAUAAAGUCCAACAAGGAUAGAUUUAAAAAUAUACCAAACUAUGAAUCACCAGGAAAAAUAUUUCAAAGAAUGAAAGAAAAAGUACUACGUGAUAAACAAGAACGAGAAUCAAGAAACAGUUUGUUGGAACCACCGAAAAGUGAUAGUAAUAAAAUCUUGACUCCUAAUAGAGCUGAGAAAAGACCAUUGCAGCAUACCUACCUCUGUGAAGAAAAGGAAAACAGCAAACCAUUUCAAUCAGAUAACAAUUCACUAAGAGGAAGUGUCCAAGAAGCACCUAUAGACUCAUCAAAUAAUAUUUUUCUUCCAGUCAAACAAAAAACUCAACAUCAACAAGAACAGGAAGGAUCUCUGAACAAUUUAACUUACGAGCUUCUAACUCUGAAGCAAGAACAUGAAAAUAUUUCAGCUGCAGGAGUCUCAUUAGGUAGAACUCAGUUGGCUAAACAAAUUUCUCACUCAAAAGAGAAUUCAGUUGUAAGCACCAAGUCCAUAAAGGGCACAUUUGUUUUAGAAAGCCUUGAUCCUGCCUAUGAAAAAUCCCAAACAGCUACCGUUGAAACUCUCGGUGCUAAUUGUGUGCCUACCGAUAAAAGCAGUCAUUUAAAGGUUUCUGAGAGUAAGAUGACAAUAGGAGGGACUUCACAGCAAAAAGCUAAGGAAGAAAGUGAAAAAAUAAUGUCAAGAGAGACAGCUCUUCAGUGUUCUAAGAACAGUACAUGUAAAAUUGUGCUUGCAACUCCAAGACUUAAUAUAACAAUGCCUCAAAGAUCAAAAAGAAGAUCAGACAGAAAGAAAAAGCUUUCUCCUCCAAGUAUAUUUCAAACUAUUACAAAUCAAGUGAAAAAAAAUAAGGUAGUCCAGCUACAGGAAUGGAUGAUUAAAAUCAUCAAUGAUAACACUGCUAUAAUUGUAGAAGGAAAACUAAUAGAUGUUGCUGAUAUAUAUUGGCACAGUAAUAUAAUUAUAGAACGUAUUGACCAAAACAAGCUCAGGACUUUGUCUGGCAACAUUUAUAUAUUAAAAGGAACGAUAGACCAGAUUUCCAUGAAAGAAGCAGGAUAUCCAAACUAUCUCAUAAGGAAGUUCAUGUAUGGAUUUCCAAAAAAUUGGAAAGAGCAUAUUGAUACUUUUCUAGGACAAUUAAGGGCUCGUGAAAAGAAAGGAGAAGAGAACAGACAAAAACAGAAAAUUGGAAGAUCUGUCCCAGGCAUUCCCAAAUCAAUGAAAAAUGAUGCAGAAGAAAACCAAACAAAUGUCCUCCAAAGAGCCAGCACCACUUAUGACCUUGAUUGUGAUAACAUGGAAUUGAAGAAUAGUAAGAGCAAUAUGUUGCCAGGAGCUACAGAAUUAAACGUUUGCCAUAGUAAUCGCCAAAAUAAAACACCGUUAAAGCUCACAGAUGACCAAAUAAAUAAUGCUAUUCAAAAUGGAGAGAAAUGUGACUUAUCUAACCAGGAAUUAACUGAAAAAAAAGAAUAUAAAAAGCUGUCUUCGAAGAAACUCAAAAAUUGUGAAAGAACAAAUGAAAGGAUAAUUAAAAGUCAGAAGCAAGAAAGAUCUGAAAAAUCAAAUAUAUCCACUGAUACUCCAACCUCAAGAGACCAGUUUUUCUCAGACGAAGAAAGAAAAUGCAUGGCUAUCAAUCAGAAGAGAGCUUAUAUUUUAGUAACACCACUUAAAUCUAAAAAAGUGAUAGAGCAGAAAUGCAUGAAGUAUAAUCUGUCUGCUAGUACCAUUAAAGCAGUAACAGAUUCUGCAAUGCCAAAGCAUCAGAAAGAAAGUAAAUCAGACUUAAAUAAAAUCACCAGUCCCAUCAGGAAGCCCACAAGGACUUUAGAAAAUACAUUUGAGUACAAUAUGGAUCAUAAAAGUAAAAACAAUGAAGAUUGCAGUGAAUAUGAUAUACUCACUGUCAACAAGAACAUAAAAAUACCUACCCCUAAGAAGGAACAAAUGGCCACCUGUAACUUUAAGAAAAAUACAAGAUUAUUAGCACUGAAGAAAAUUGAAAAUCAAAUAGAUACGUCAUUUCACAAACAUCAGUCUUUAUCAGAUUUGUCUAGUGAAGAGAGCAAAACAGAGAAAGACAUUAAAAGGAAAGCUAGAGUUGUUAAGAAAACCAAAGCAAGAAAUACCAAGAAAACAGUGGACCACCUGAGAAAAAGCACAAGAAACACCACAAGGAAUAUCCCAGUGACUUCUGAAUCUGAAACAGAAGAAAGUGUAAGUGAAUAUUAUAUCAAACAAAAGAAAAUUCGAUCUUCUGCUAAAGAAACUAUACAGAAAUCUGAUACCAGGAAUGAAUCUCCUGUUGUUGAGGGGAUGGGAUCUGAUAAGAUGAACAGACAUCCUUCGGAAUGUACACCUGGUUUAACUCAGGAUGAGGAAUGGAAUGAGGAGGAGUUACAGAAACUUCAUCGAGCUUUUGCAUCUCUUCCAAAGCACAAACCUGGUUUCUGGUCAGAUGUAGCUAUGGCUGUAGGUUCUCGAUGUGCUGAGGAAUGCCAGAACAAAUAUAUGGAAGAUGCCCAAGGAAAAAGAUUGCAGAAACAUGUCACUAAGAAAAAGCCAGCCAAUCCCAAAAGUCAAAAUGGCAAGAUAGGUAAUGCUGAUAAGAAGCAAACUAUUGAGAUAACUGCCAAAGUGGGAACUCUUAAAAGGAAGCAACAGAUAAGGGAUUUUCUGGAACGGUUGCCAAAAGAUGACCAUGAUGAUUUUUUCAGCACAACACCUUUACAAAAUCAAAGAAUACUGUUGCCAAGUUUUCAGAACCAUCAAGAAGAGGGUGAUAUUCUGCCAAACAUGGACAUGAAUCCAACAACUCCAUCAUCAGUUAUCUUUCCGUUGGCAAAAACUCCUCAGUGUCAGCAUGUCAGUCCUGGCAUGCUAGCCUCUAUAGAUAGGGAUGAUUGUGAUAAAUAUGUUUAUCAUAUGCAAAAAAAACAUAAAAGUAAUGGUGGUGUUGUCUGGGGCAAUAUCAAGAAAAAAUCUGUUGAAACUGAUUUUUCAACCCCAACAUCAAGAAGAAAAGCCCCAUCUAGCAAAGAUUUAGGAGAUAACUCUGGUAUUGGAAAACUUUUCACAAAUGCUAUGGAGUCUUUAGAUGAAGAGGAGAAAGAUUAUUAUUUUUCCAACUCUGACCCUGAAUAG
Orycteropus afer afer is the source of this 3432-nucleotide messenger RNA. Lineage: Eukaryota; Metazoa; Chordata; Mammalia; Tubulidentata; Orycteropodidae. The record is from RefSeq and is a predicted model, not a curated record.